AGCCGGAUCUGGUGGUUUCCUGCAGCAUCAGCGCUUCGCCAGUCACCAGUGAGGUGGAGAUGGCCGGCACAAGGGGAGCAGAGGAUCUGUUUGACAGCAUUCUCCUGGCGGAUGAAAGGUUCCGUGGCGAGGGUUUCCAGGAGGGCUUCGAUAUGGGGACCCACCGAGGUCUGCGGGAUGGCCGCAGGCAUGGAGCUUCUCAUGGAGCCAGGCUAUCCUCUGAGAUCUCCUUCUAUCGUGGUUUCGCUGUCGCGUGGAAAUGUCUCCUCCAGCAUAACACUGAUGACAAAUCAAGGAAGCGUCUGAAGGCCCUUGAAUCUCUUCUGGGGUUGAUCCAAAGCUCUCACCUGGAUGAUCCACAGUCAGCGAAGCUGCAGGAUGACACAGAGAAGCUCCGAGCCAAGUUCAGACAGGUCUGUUCAAUGCUGAGCGUCCCCACAGACUUCAAGGACUACUUGAAAACAGCUGAGGGGAUGUCAUUCUGAGAUGAUGAAGAUGAUGCUGCUGAGGAUCGGGAGCAGCUGGAGUGUCCCAGUCGGAGGAAUGGAAGCUCAGCAUCGGCCUGCAGUGGAGUGGUUUUAUUGAUGGGGAUGUGAAGCUGGGCCGUUCUGAUGGUGGAAGAUGUAGAAAGUCUGUGAUCCUCAGUCUGCUCUGCUCUGGUUAGAAUCCAGACUCUGGGAUCAGGAGGAAGAAGUGGUGUGUAUGGAAGUGUAAGAGCAGCUUUAUUGCACACAUCUGGGUGGGGCUGCUUUCGGCUUUGCUUCUACAGCUCAGAGCCUGAAUGGGCCGUCGGUAGAAGCAGCAUCUGUGAAGGACUUCAUCACCUCACAGAAACCAGAAGCUGUCACAUGACUGCAGUGGUGUGGUAGAGUGAUCUGAUAAAAGAUCGGUUUACAUUUAUUAAAAGCUUCCUGUUUGCUGUACCUUUUAAUAAAGUGACAUUUUAAACCUUAAGCUGACUGAGGAGUCGUUGGAUUGUGAAGUGACGCUGCGAUACUCCAGUCUUUCAGUCCUUGAAUCAGGUACUCCCUACUCAGGUCAGUUUUAUGACUGGGGGGCCGUUUCACAACAGAAGCCAUCGGACGCCUUGCAAAGAAGCCAGAUUUCAGAUCCUGAGAUGUUUUGACACACCUGACUGAAUGAAUCGUUACCAGCUUGCAGAGACAUGAUGAGGAGGUGCAUUAACCUGAAUCAGGUGUGCUGGAGGAACACAUGUAGAACAUGCAGGGAAAAGGGUCCUGAGGACCUGGACUGAGAAACACCGGAACAAAGGAUGAGGGCUGAGAUCUCACAUGACCAAACAUGAUCUAACAAAAACAAAGAAGAAGAACCAUGGCAACAACCGGAAAACAACACCCAGCAUGGAAGAGGACAUAUACGACGAGGGAAUGAUGGUGGUCUUGGGACUAUUGUUAAGAGAAAAGUCCAGAACUGAGAAUAACAACAGACUGGAGACGGCGUGAACACGGACUUUACAUCCUUCCUUGUUCUCCAGUCAGCUCGCUCUCUGAUUGGCUACGAUUCAUUCCAUGUCACCGUUCACACAGUCACAACUCAGGAGUCGUCGGCUUUCCGAACACCUAAAAGUUUUGGUGGUAAAGAUUGAACAUGUUCAGUACUUUCCUUUUGUCUGCCACAAGCCGUUUCAGAGCUGAUUGUCAAGAUUAAUUAGCUCUUAACGCACCUCAGACCACAGGAUGAUCUUUGUGUACCCAGCUUAAAGGGACGGUUGAGUUGAUGGAGCCAGUCCUGACUAUAUCCAAGAGAAGGGUCUGACAGCUAAGGGCCCUGCCUCCCCUACUCCUACUGUAAGAAGCUCUAGACCAGGGGUGUCAAACAUGCAGCCCACGGGCCAAAGCCGGCCCCCCAGAGGGUCCAGUCUGGCUCCUACGAUAAUUUGGCCAAUGUGACAAUGACAUUUACCACAUUUUAUUAAUAGAAUCCACUUUAAUCCCUAGUUUGCCUGCUGGGGGUGUAUUUUGUGUUUAAAUGUAAAACAUCUCCAAGGCAGGAGAUAACUGUCAAACAUAAAAUGUUGCUGAAAAGCAAUUUAUUUUUCUCAAGAAUAUUCA
Molecule: messenger RNA, 2072 nt
Organism: Melanotaenia boesemani (Boeseman's rainbowfish)
Lineage: Eukaryota; Metazoa; Chordata; Actinopteri; Atheriniformes; Melanotaeniidae
Gene: lto1
Product: LTO1 maturation factor of ABCE1
Exons: 5
Coding region: 60-485 (141 amino acids)
Source: RefSeq, a predicted model, not a curated record